AUGUACGGACAGCAGUUCGUGCCCGGUCAAAUGUACGGCCAACCCAACAUGAUUCCCUACCAGCCUGGCGUGCUCUCUCCUUCCAUGUCCACUGGCGUGUCAGUGAUGCCCAACUACGCCCCUCCUUACCAGAACGGGAUGCCGCCAGCUUCGAUGCAGCAGCAGCAGCAGCAGCAGCAAGGACAGGGCCAGGCCCAGGGGCAGACUAUGCCGCAGACGCAGCCGCGGCCUCGAAACAACGAGAUUGGCAACACAAGCUCCGUCAUUCAUAUGCGCAACGUCACACCCGAAGUGACGCAGCUUAGCAUUCAGAACCUGGCCCAGAACUUUGGCGACAUCAAGCACAUCGUGAUGCUGCGACAGAUGAAUCAGGCCCUCAUCGAGAUGAAGAGCCCCAAGAGUGCCGAACAGCUGGUGGACUUCUUUAAGGAACCCGGUUACGCGGAAAUCGAUGGCCGCCGUGUGUACAUCCGUUUUAGCACCCACCAGAACCUCACCGCCACGCAGCACGCGACUCGCACCCUGCUGGUGUCGAUGUUCAACACGCAGUAUGACGUGUCUACCGCGGCUCACAUUACGCCAGAGAUUGUGUACCAAAUCUUUGCUAGCUACGGCACCGUGGAGCGUAUUGUGGUGCUGCCCAAGAACGAAAGUAGCCAAUGGAACCACAACCGUGUUCAGGCGCUUGUUCAGUUCGACGCUCGCGAGUCCGCUGAACAUGUGAAGAAUAUUCUGCAGGGUCAGCCCGUGACCCUCGGCGAGACCAUCACUUUCACUCUCGACAUCCAAUUCUCACGUAUGGACGAGAUCAAGACGACGAACCCAACGACGUCGCUUGUCGUCGACGACGAAGGUGCCCACCGCCCUGCGGGGACGAUGGACCCCAUGGCGAUGAACGCAGCGGCGAUGACCACCACCAGUAUGUAUCCGCCGAUGGGAUGGAGCUAA
Messenger RNA from Leishmania braziliensis MHOM/BR/75/M2904, 948 nucleotides. Its product is annotated as putative RNA-binding protein. Gene Ontology annotation, cellular component: nucleus. The transcript has a single exon. Gene Ontology annotation, molecular function: mRNA binding. The record is from RefSeq and is a predicted model, not a curated record. Lineage: Eukaryota; Euglenozoa; Kinetoplastea; Trypanosomatida; Trypanosomatidae. Gene Ontology annotation, biological process: regulation of RNA splicing. The coding region runs from base 1 to 948 and encodes 315 amino acids.